GUCGACCUCACGGGAGAUGAUGAUGCUGAGAAGACGCCGAAGGCGAAGCCAUCUGCCAAGAAGUCCCAAAAGCCAAGCGAGCUGGAAGGUUCGCCGAAAACCACACUCACAGAGCUUGAGAAGGCCGCUGCUGCGGCCAAGGCUCACUACGAGGAGUUGAGUUUCAUCGACGAAAAGACCGGUCGCAUCGUUGCGCAGCCCAAGCAGGUGCGAAGGCCCAACCUGGAGCCCACAAUGCGAGCGAUCGACACGGAGGAUCCAAGCAAGGAUCUGGAGUUCGCUCAGCUUCCGGGGCAGGAGGAGCUGAAGAAGUUCGAGACUCCGGAAUUUGAGGAGGACGGCAGUAAGCCCUGGAAGCCACUGAUGGAAUGCCUCCAGAAGCGCAUUUACCAAUGCCGAGAGUGGGAA
Molecule: messenger RNA, 408 nt
Organism: Durusdinium trenchii
Lineage: Eukaryota; Dinophyceae; Suessiales; Symbiodiniaceae
Source: the annotation of a GenBank genome assembly